Patella vulgata (common limpet) is the source of this 1101-nucleotide messenger RNA. RefSeq lists its product as uncharacterized. The transcript has 3 exons. The record is from RefSeq and is a predicted model, not a curated record. Lineage: Eukaryota; Metazoa; Mollusca; Gastropoda; Patellidae. Bases 94 to 657 code for a protein of 187 amino acids.
UAUAAGCGACCAUCUGACAAUUGGCCGUUAUUGUUGAUAUUGCCUGGUUAUAAUAUUUUCCACAUCUGUCAUUGAAAGAGGAAUAAAAUCAAGAUGGGGGAUACACUUUUUUUCAAGAGUAACCAGUCACAUUACCCAUAUUGGGUAAAUGUGCCACCAACCGUUCCAAAAUAUCCUGUUCCACUAGAAAUGUUCAGACGAGAAUCGCCCGAGAAAUAUACAGCUAAAUCUGGUCCAGAUUCAUGGCAGAACUGGACUGAUAAAUGGAGUGAUUACAGUAAAAUUGGAUACCAUAGACCGCGUAUUGAGGAACUUCCCAAAGGCGUUGUCGAUACUCGGGAUUCCAGAUGUCGACCAAUGAUGUUCAGACCGGGACUUUCUUCCACGCCAAAAUGGACCCGCGAGGGCAAAGAUUGGCCUAUAGAUGAAAAGAAAUAUAUGAAAAACGGCAGUCCGGCUACAGAAAUAAAAAGAGCACAAGCUAUUUAUAGAUUGAGUGACAGAGAUGAAAAACUUUAUCCAUUUUCUAAUUAUAUGACGUCAACUUAUCGUCGUCCAGUGUAUUCAGUUUUUGGACCCCUACAGAAGGAUAAAGUUUAUGGUUUGACCCAUCAACAUAAUCGCCAUGGAUUUAUGCCUUUUGAGGAUUAUUAUUAAACAAUUGUUUUAUUAAAAUAAUGUGUGUGAUAUGAACAUUUUAUAUUUUUGGUCUGUGCCGUGACCAUGUAUUUAUUGUGCCCAGCCAAGCAUAUUGAAGAAUUACUGAAAUUUAUAACACGCCCUAAUGCCCAGGAUGAAAUAGCCCCAAAAAGUAUUUUUCAGAUCCUGAAAUUUAACAUGACAUUGCAAGCCUAUAUCCCUUUCAAUUCAAGUGAUUCCAAAUAAAAUGUGAGUAAAACUUUGAAUUGAGCAAAAAUGAUUUUAUGGUGUUGGCAGUAUAGAACCCUGGUACGGUAAAUACAUGUCUUAGUGUUGUGCAUUCUCAACACUCCACACAUUCUUUUUCAGUAAAUCAUGCAAACAGUUCGAAAUAUUUCUGAAGCUAGGUUUAUUAUUGACAGUACAAAAAUUCUUGGAGUUUACAAUAUUUGAUGAGUGAAA